Messenger RNA from Aspergillus pseudotamarii, 762 nucleotides. RefSeq lists its product as uncharacterized. Gene Ontology annotation, cellular component: endoplasmic reticulum; lipid droplet. Gene Ontology annotation, molecular function: triacylglycerol lipase activity; acylglycerone-phosphate reductase (NADP+) activity. The transcript is spliced from 5 exons. The record is from RefSeq and is a predicted model, not a curated record. Lineage: Eukaryota; Fungi; Ascomycota; Eurotiomycetes; Eurotiales; Aspergillaceae. Gene Ontology annotation, biological process: phosphatidic acid biosynthetic process; triglyceride catabolic process. Bases 1 to 762 code for a protein of 253 amino acids.
AUGCCGUCCAGCCCGAAAACCAUUCUUAUUACCGGCGGCUCCGCCCACGGGAUAGGAGCGACUCUGGGCCUCGAGCUUGCCCGGCAAGGUCACUAUAUCUUCGCCACGGCCCACUCCAUCACGAAAGUUCCCGAGAGUCUGACCUCGUUGGCGAACGUCCAAGUGCUGUCGUUAGAUGUGACGGACCCCACCUCAAUUUCCGACGCUGCACGCGUGGUGAGGGGGCAUAGCCAUGGCCUUCAUAUUCUCGUCAACAACGCCGGGAUAGGGUAUACUAUGCCUCUCCUGGAUGCUGACCUUGAUCGGGCGAAGCAAGUAUAUGAGGCGAACGUGGGACGCAUUGUUAAUAUAAGCAGUGUGGGCGCCGUGGUGAAUACUCCCUGGAUUGGCAUCUAUUCCUCAUCCAAGGCUGCGGUCACACAGCUGUCCGAGACACUUCGCCUAGAGCUAGCCCCGUUGGGUGUUGCUGUGGUAUGCCUAAUGGCGGGCACCAUCACCACCGCGUUUCAUGCGAAUGAGCCCGAGGUGACCAUCUCGGACUGGGGAACCGGAAGAGUCGGCCCCAAAGGUUGCUCGGCCGAUGAGUUCGCCGCCUCCAUUGUCGAUGAUGUCCUGGGAAGCACGAGUAGGCUGGUGUGGAAGGGGCCCUAUAGUCCUGCUGUGAGAUUUCUUUCUCACUGGUGUCCUUUGUGGUUGUUGGAUCGGAUGAUGAGUAGUGGACAGGGGCUGGACGAGCUGGCUCCGAACAGGGGCCAGGCUUGA